GCUACCCUUGGCGUAAAACAACACAGUGAGCUGUCAUAGUGUAGUUAGCGUCUUGACAAUAUUUUUACAUCCAAAGCUAAUUUUAGCUAUCAUAUUAUGCCAUCAUCAGACUAUGAUCCGGCUUCUCUGCCGGACCUUUUACCGCUGUACUACCGGCGGCUCUUCCCAUUCUCCCAGUAUUACCGCUGGCUGAGCUACGGAGGAGUGCAGAAAAACUACUUUCAAAAUCGGGAGUUCUCGUUUACCCUGAAAGAUGACAUCUAUGUACGCUACCAGUCGUUCAGCACGCAGAAUGAGCUAGAGAAAGAAAUGCAGAAGAUGAACCCCUACAAGAUUGACGUGGGAGCAGUGUACAGCCACAGGCCAAGUCAACACAACACUGUGAAGUCGGGGACCUUCCAGGCUCUGGAGAAGGAGCUUGUGUUUGAUAUCGAUAUGACAGAUUAUGAUGACGUCCGAAGCUGCUGCAGUGCUGCUGACAUCUGCUCCAAGUGCUGGACCUUAAUGACCAUCGCCAUCCGUAUCCUGGAUAGAGCUCUUCAAGAUGACUUUGGUUUCCAGCACCGUCUGUGGGUUUAUUCUGGCAGAAGAGGAGUACAUUGUUGGGUGUGUGAUGAAGCUGCCCGGAAACUCUCUGUAGCAGCGCGCUCUGCUGUGACAGAAUACCUCAGCCUGGUCAAGGGUGGUGAUGAAACCGUGAAGAAAGUAGUGCUGACUGAACCAAUUCACCCUUUUAUCAGCAACUCUCUGGAAGUGGUGGAGGAAUACUUUAGCCGAUAUGCACUACGUGACCAGGACCUGAUGGGAAGCAAGGUGUCUGUAGAAAAAGUGCUGGCACUCGUUCCUGAGGAUGCCAGAAGCUACCUACAGCAGGAGUUCGAAAAGGAGAAGAAGCCUGAGAAACGUUGGAAACUGAUUGAGGCAGAGGCUAUGAGGAAACAGAGCACUGCAAAGAAGGGCCAGUACUUUGAAAAAGAAAUCAUGCUGCAGUAUUGUUACCCACGGCUCGACGCCAACGUCAGCAAAGGUGUGAACCAUCUGCUGAAGAGUCCUUUCAGUGUACACCCCAAAACAGGCCGCAUUUCUGUUCCCAUAAAUGUCAGUGAAUUAGACAAAUUUGAUCCCUUUUCUGUGCCCACAAUCAGUCUGAUCUGUGAGGAGUUGGAUCGGCCCAGGCCAGGCGAAGAGAAAGAGAAAUUAGAGGAUGCGAAGGAGAAGGAAGACGAGAAAGAUGCAAUAGAGAAGCGCAAGAUCAGAGAUUACAAAAGAACCAGCCUGGCGAAGUACAUAAAAUACUUUGACCAGUUUCUGGAUGGAAUGGCUCGUUCAUGGAAAGGAGAGCGUCUCAGAAAGAGUGAUCUUCAGAAAGAAUUCUGAACUGGAUCAUCAGAAGGUGACACCUCAGAACAACGUCCUGUUGCCUAAUGUUGCUAAUUAUGCUUUGUGGUGUUUUUGGUGCCAUUUUUCUACUACACAUUAAUUUCACCAGAGUCUGUUUUAUUAUGCUUUGUAAUAAAAGACUGGCUGAUAAAACAUUUAUUAACAUGCUUAAAUGUUAAUAAAGCAUGUUAAUAAAUGCUUUAUUAACAUAAUAAAAUUGAUUUUUUACCAAUUUUUUUUUAUGGUAAAAAAUCCUCUAGUUUUUUACCAUAAAAUGUCACAGUAAAGUUUUAUUUGUCUAAUUGUUGGCUGUAUUUGUGACGAAUAAAUUCAGUAUUUCUACUCUUGCAAACACAUUGUCUUCCUUUUUUAAAAUAAAUAAAGGGUUUCACAUGAUUCACUUCAUCCACUGAAGCUUAAGGAUGAGGAGUCCCGUGGAUGUGUAAGCAGGGACUCCUCUGCCUCAAAUCUGUAAUAUUGAGGUUAUAGGCUUUAAUGAUAACAUCUGUAACUAUCCAGUCUUUGUAAUGAGAGUUUCGGCAGUUCCUGUGAGUCCAUUCAAUCUGAAUAUCUACUACUUCCUAGCGAAUUACAUGCAUGAAUUAUACUGCAAUGCAGGAUUUAGGUAUGUUAUGAUUUCUGUUUUAUGUUCUAACGUUAUUUAACUGAAACACAUUUCUUUUCAAAUUAAUUUUCAUCCUUCAAAAUCGGAAACUCCAUGGAAAAUAUGAUUUACUCUUGCUGUUGU
Messenger RNA from Pelmatolapia mariae (spotted tilapia), 2128 nucleotides. It is a transcript of the gene prim1, whose product is annotated as DNA primase subunit 1. Bases 97 to 1377 code for a protein of 426 amino acids. Lineage: Eukaryota; Metazoa; Chordata; Actinopteri; Cichliformes; Cichlidae. The record is from RefSeq and is a predicted model, not a curated record. The transcript is spliced from 13 exons. Gene Ontology annotation, biological process: DNA replication, synthesis of primer. Gene Ontology annotation, cellular component: alpha DNA polymerase:primase complex.